Corylus avellana is the source of this 1649-nucleotide messenger RNA. The record is from RefSeq and is a predicted model, not a curated record. NCBI's taxonomy places the organism in Eukaryota, Viridiplantae, Streptophyta, Magnoliopsida, Fagales, Betulaceae.
GCUAGUUUUCUCCUGCUUGUUAUUUCCUUGCUCUUUCUUCUCUCUUUCGUGGAACUUGAGACCAAGCAAAAUCAUAUAAAUAUCUGAUCCAUAGUAAAGUAGAAGCACAAGCAAAAGAGUGAGAUCCUUAUGGGGAACUGUUUUGGAACUCAGGUUAAUCAUCACCAUAGCCCAGGCUCCAGUACCAAAACUACAACGCCAGAAACAUCAAGAAACAAUAUGUGUCAAACAGAAGCAAAAGCAAACAAACAGCUUACAAAAAAAAACAAUAGCAAACAAACAGAAGGGCCGCUGAGAAGCAAAAGCAAUGCUGACCAAAAGGGCAGCGUUGAGGAAAGGCCUCAGCCUCAGGCCGGGAAGGUGAUAACACCAAACUUGAAGCUAUUCAAACUGGCGGAGCUGAAGAGCGCAACACGAAAUUUCAGGCCCGAUACGGUGCUCGGCGAGGGAGGGUUUGGAAGGGUUUUCAAGGGUUGGGUGGACGAGACAACAUAUGCACCGUCGAAGGUCGGCGCCGGAGUAGCCGUUGCUGUGAAGAAAUCGAACCCGGAUAGCCCACAAGGGUUGGAAGAAUGGCUGGCAGAAGUGAAAUUCUUGGGGAAGUUCUCUCAUCCCAACUUGGUUAAGCUUCUAGGCUACUGUUGGGAAGAUAAAGAAUACCUUCUUGUAUACGAAUACAUGCAGAAGGGAAGCUUGGAGAACCACCUUUUUAGAAAAGGAUCUCCGGAACCACUUCCAUGGAAUACAAGGCUUAAAAUAGCAAUAGGAGCGGCUCGAGGCCUCUCUUUCUUACACACAUCAGAAAAGUCUGUGAUCUACCGUGAUUUCAAGCCGGCCAAUAUAUUGUUGGAUGGGAAUUACAAUGCAAAGCUUUCAGAUUUUGGACUCGCAAAGUUGGGCCCCAUAAAUGGAAACUCGCACGUGACAACUCGUGUAAUGGGCACUUACGGGUAUGCAGCUCCCGAAUAUGUUGAAACAGGUCAUUUGUACGUAAAAAGUGAUGUCUAUGGUUUCGGGGUCGUCUUGCUGGAAAUGAUAACGGGCUUACGGGCCCACGACCCCAAUAGGACCAGUGACAGUCAGAACCUGGUCCUAUAUGCCAAGCCAUCUCUGUCUAACAAAAAGAAACUGAAGAAAAUAAUGGACUCGAGACUUGGUGAACUAUACCCACUAGAAGGCGCAUGCCAAGCAGCUCAGCUAAUACUAAGAUGUCUGGAAUCCGACCCAAAAAAUCGUCCAUCAAUGGAAAAUGUUUUGGAGGAAUUAGAAAACAUCAAUGCCAUCGCGAUGACAACAAAGGAGACAAAAGCCAGUGCAAAGCAGGGCUCCAAUGUACGCCAAGAGGAGCAGACCAAGCAUCAGCAUCGGUAUAACCAUCGCCGGCCUCCAACUCCCCAGAAGAAUGGUUUUUCCGGCGCCGGAGCUAGAGCUUAUCAUCACUAGUUCCGGCUAGAUCUUAAUAAAUAAUUGUAGUUAUGUUUUUUGUCUUGGUAUGCAUGCAGCUUCAUAUUUGUAAGGCUUGUAACAUGUCCAACCUGUGUUUAAGAGAGGCUUGGUCUCAUGACAAAGGCACCGGUUUUUUUGUGUAGAAAAAUAAACUACAAGAUAAAGGAAAUAUUUAAUUAUAAAUUACUCUGUCCAUUUUUUUU